Messenger RNA from Copidosoma floridanum, 911 nucleotides. RefSeq names its product thioredoxin peroxidase 4 (gene Tpx-4). Gene Ontology annotation, biological process: cell redox homeostasis; cellular oxidant detoxification. NCBI's taxonomy places the organism in Eukaryota, Metazoa, Arthropoda, Insecta, Hymenoptera, Encyrtidae. Gene Ontology annotation, cellular component: mitochondrion; cytosol. The record is from RefSeq and is a predicted model, not a curated record. Gene Ontology annotation, molecular function: peroxiredoxin activity.
GCGCAGUACUGAAACUCUCGCAGUUGCAAUUAAGGAUUCGGUGUGGGUGUGCGCGCCCGUUCUUUGUUUCUUUGGUGUUCAACACUGUGCUCGCAAUCAAUAUGCGGCUCAACGCAAUUGUGCCCAAUUUCAAGGCCGACAGCACUCAAGGGCCCAUCGAUUUUUACGAGUGGCAGGGCGAUUCUUGGGUCGUGCUCUUCUCCCACCCGGCGGACUUUACGCCCGUGUGCACGACCGAGCUCGGCCGGCUGGCCGUCCACAACGGGCACUUUGAGCGCCGCAACGUCAAACUGCUCGCCCUGUCCGUCGACCAGCUCGAGGACCACGUCGACUGGCUCAACGACAUAAAAUCGUACUGCCGCGACAUCCCCGGCGAGUUCCCGUACCCGAUACUUGCCGAUCCGCAGCGCGAUCUUGCCGUCCGGCUCGACCUGAUCGACGAGGGGAGCAAGGAUGACCCCGAGCACGCCUACACCGUGCGCGCCCUCUACGUCAUCAGUCCCGACCACCGGCUACGGCUGUCCAUGCACUACCCCACCUCCACCGGACGCAACGUCGAUGAGAUAUUGCGCGUCAUAGACUCGUUGCAGCUCGUCGAUAGAAAACCGCAAGUCGUUACGCCGGCCAACUGGACGCCCGGCGACAAGGUGAUGGUGGUGCCGUCGGUGAAGGACGAGGAGUUGGACGAGCUGUUUCCCGGAGGAGUCGACAAGGUCUCGAUGCCCUCGGGGAAGGUUUACGUGCGCACCACUACCGAUUAUUAACGAUAUCGAUCACAAUAAUAAUAACAAUAAUAAUAAUAAUAUAUUUUUCUACCGUUUAUGUUUUUGUUUUCUUUAAGUAUAGAUUUUAUGGAGUAUGUUAUAUGAUAUUAUGUAUUUGAUAAAAAAUAAAAAUGAAUAAUCGAAGGA